UAAGUAGAUCAAUCACUUGAAAUACCCCGGAACGCCAUUUACGCCGGUUGUGUGUCCAACUUUAUUUUAUUGUAAUCCCAGUGCCUAGCGAAAAACGUUGACUGUGACAAGAAAAGGUUCGGUUCGGCCCAGAAAGUUUCGACAUUAGCACAUGGGUACCGGUCUGAGUUUCGCAUAGCCAAUAAGAAGAAAGGAGAAAAAGAAGGCAACAGCUGAUCUGUCCUCCGAAGUAGCACAUGCUUACGCAUUAAAGUGGCUCUUGAAUAUCGUUGUUUUAUCAGAAAAAUAAUGAAGUUUUAGGGCAGUGCGAAGCGUAAAACGUUGUUUCGGUUAAUAUAUAACCAGUUUUGCCUACCCGGGACAUGUUAGAUACCUGCUAGCCGCUAUAAUAUACUCGGUCUUACCAUUGUCUGGAAAAAAUGGCUGACCGCGACAGUGCAUCCGAGAGCGAUAGCAGCUCGAUUGACGGUGGGCCGAUAAUGAUGCCCCCAUCGCCAGUAACGCGGGAACAACUUCAAAAAAGGAUAGAGUCCCUUCAGCAACAUAAUCGCGUCCUGAAAGUUGAGCUUGAGACGUACAAGCUGAGAGUGAAGGCGCUGCAGGAGGAGAAUCGUGGACUUCGGCAAGCGUCUGUCAUCAUCCAAGCCAAGGCUGAACAAGAGGAGGAAUUUAUUAGCAAUACAUUAUUGAAGAAGAUACAGGCCUUGAAGAAGGAGAAAGAAACAUUGGCCCAUCACUAUGAGCAGGAAGAAGAAUGUCUGACGAACGAUCUGUCCCGGAAGUUGAAUCAGCUACGCCAAGAAAAGUGCCGUCUUGAGCAAACAUUGGAACAGGAACAAGAAUGCCUGGUGAACAAACUAAUGCGUAAAAUAGAAAAACUGGAAGCUGAGACUUUGGCCAAGCAGAGUAAUUUGGAACAACUGCGUAGGGAGAAAGUUGAAUUGGAAAAUACAUUGGAACAGGAACAAGAGGCCUUAGUUAACAAAUUAUGGAAACGAAUGGACAAGCUAGAGGCUGAAAAGAGAAUGCUGCAAAUUAAAUUAGAUCAGCCUGUAUCGGACCCAACUUCACCUAGGGAUAUCAACAACGGUGACACUGCUACCAACUUGAGUACACAUAUUCAAACUUUGAGAAGUGAGGUGGCUAGACUAAGACACACGCUUUUAAUAUCACAGCAAGAACAUACUGAAAAGAUGAAGCGUUAUGUGAAUGAAGAAAAACAAGUUCGCGAAGAGAAUUUAAGGCUUCAGAGGAAACUGCAAUUAGAAGUUGAAAGACGUGAAGCUCUGUGCAGACAUCUUUCUGAGUCUGAGUCAAGUCUUGAGAUGGAAGAAGAACGACAUUAUAAUGAGAUAGUGAUGUCUGGAGGAAACAUCAGAAAUCGCACAGUUUCUAGUCCAAUUCCAUACAACCCUUCACCCAGCUCUUCUCGACCUUUGAGCCCAGGUAUCAAUAUAGUGGGAUCAACAUCACGUGACAGUUUCAAUGCAAAUCGAUGUUACGCUUGUGGCCAGCCCACUGUAUUGCCGUUUGCCAGUUCAUCUCCACCAUCAGGGGGUCAUAUUGUUGCACCAACCGGUAGACGCACAUCAGAUCGUUUCGUGAAACCAGCAAUACCGCCAACAAUUAUAAAUGCUGGUGGCACUCCAAUUUCAUGUCCAGCAACAAACACAUCUGCUGGCUCGCCGAUGGAUAUCUCUAAAGCAUAAUUUAAACAAUCCUAAUAUACAGAACUGGUUAUUCAAUUUUAUAUCUUGGUGCACAUAGUGCACUGUGCAGGAACGUGCACAGCUCAGCAUUGAAGUUUUUUUCGUUUUUAAUUUUUGAGUAUUGUACGUUACAUGAGAAAUAAGCGGAUGAACAACCGAUCUUGAAAACAACGUAUUAAAACUCUUCGCAAAAACUCAUGUCAACAUCAUUGUCUUUCAGUUAACUUAGAGUAGAUCUUUGGAAGAGGUACGAAACUGUUUUUAAAAUCGUUAAAGGAAAGGUAGAAUCUUCAAGGUAUUGAUAUAAUUUCAAUUUUUUCUCAGUAGCUAAUUUACAGCACAAAUUAGCAAGUACGUGUAUCUUAAGCUCAAAAUAUCACCAAAUAUAGAUGAUCGACUUGGGUUUUUAUUGAUGUAUUGCAAAUUUUUUGAAAAAUCAUGUGGCAAAAGUCUCGUAUUUCGGAUCUAAAAGUUAUACUUCGAUGAUGUUUUUACUAAGUAACACACAUCACUAUUGAAUAUGAGAAGAAUUCACAUUGGACAAUUUUGAUCAUAAUUUUUGAAUCUGUUCCGUAUUUUCCUUUUCAUAAGAAUAUAUGAAUUACUUUUAAUCCUGUCAAACUUGAGAAAU
Molecule: messenger RNA, 2340 nt
Organism: Diprion similis
Lineage: Eukaryota; Metazoa; Arthropoda; Insecta; Hymenoptera; Diprionidae
Product: coiled-coil domain-containing protein 6
Exons: 6
Coding region: 420-1709 (429 amino acids)
Source: RefSeq, a predicted model, not a curated record